This is a messenger RNA of Diaporthe citri, 2004 nucleotides long. RefSeq lists its product as uncharacterized. Lineage: Eukaryota; Fungi; Ascomycota; Sordariomycetes; Diaporthales; Diaporthaceae. Gene Ontology annotation, biological process: amine metabolic process. The transcript has 3 exons. Gene Ontology annotation, molecular function: primary methylamine oxidase activity; copper ion binding; quinone binding. Bases 1 to 2004 code for a protein of 667 amino acids. The record is from RefSeq and is a predicted model, not a curated record.
AUGGUUACUGCCGCAUCCCACCCUCUUGACCCUCUCUCCUCCGACGAGGUCCGCCAGGCCGCGCGGGCCCUCGUCAGCCACCUCCGCGUCGCGAAACCAGACAUCCGUUUCAAAGUCAUAGAUCUCUAUGAGCCCGCCAAGGACGAAGUCCUGGCUUACCUCCACCAUGGCCGUCAACGGCCCGACCGUCGCGCCAGGGUCUACUAUCAGCUCAGAAACACGUCAACGCUUGUAAGUGCUGUCGUCAACAUAAAUAGUGCCACCGUUGAGCGGACAGAGGGCCGCCCAGACUCCCAGGGCCCCGUCGACUGGGUCGAGUACGAGCAGGUUACCAAUCUCUGCAAUGAGCACCCGGAGGUACUCGCUGAGAUCCAGAAGCUCAAGCUUCCUCCAGGAACUCAAGUCUUGAACGAUCCUUGGGCGUAUGGCACGGACGACGCAAACGAGAGGAGACGCCUCUUCCAGUGUUAUAUGUACAUUGCCUUGAACGAUGACCCGGAAGCCAACCAUUACUCGAUUCCUUUGCCACUUGCUCCCAUCUUCGACGUCCACACCCUGGAGCUGGUACGCCUCGAGAAACUUCCCAUGGGUGUGGACGCCGACGUGGAUGAGGAGACCCAGCCAUGGACUCCGGUCAAGCCUGUCGAAUACAGCGCAAAGUUACUCGGAGCCGACGGUCUCCGCAAGGAUCUCAAGCCCUUACAGGUCGUCCAGCCAGAGGGUCCCUCAUUCACCAUCAACGAGCGCGCCGUCUCGUGGCAGAAGUGGACUUUCCAGCUCGGCUGGAGCCUGCGCGAGGGGCCCAUCCUCCACGACGUCCGCUACGAUGGCCGUCCGCUGUUCUACCGCGUGUCCAUGAGCGAGAUGACGGUCCCGUACGGUGACCCUCGCUCGCCCUACCACCGCAAGCAGGCCUUCGACCUGGGCGACUCGGGCUUCGGCCUGACCUCCAACAGCCUGGCCCUUGGCUGCGACUGCCUGGGCCUGAUCGCCUAUUUCGACGGCGUCCGUGUCGCUGCCGACGGCACGCCCGUGGUCAUGCCCAACGUGGUGUGCAUGCACGAGCAGGACGACGGAAUCGGCUGGAAGCACACCAACUUCCGCAACCGCAUGUCCUCUGUCGUGCGGGACCGUAAGUUGGUUAUCCAGUGCACAUCCACGGUGGCCAACUACGAGUACAUCCUGGCCUUCGUGCUCGACCAGGCCGCGAACCUGCACAUCGAGGUCCGCGCCACGGGCAUCCUGUCCACCAUGCCCAUCCGGCCGGACCUGAAGCGCGUCCCAUGGGGCACCGUCGUCGCCCCCGGCGUCCUGGCCGUGAACCACCAGCACCUCUUCUGCGUGCGAGUGGACCCCAUCCUGGACGGCGACACCAAGAACACCAUCGUCUACGACGACGCCGUCCCCGUGCGCGACGACCCAGACCUCGACCCCUUCGGCUGCGCGUUCCGCGUCCAGACGACACCCAUCACGAGGCCCGGCGGCUACGACCUCGACCUGGCCAAAGGCAGGGUGUACAAGAUCCUCAACACGUCCAGGACCAACGCCGUCUCGGGCAAGCCCCUGGGGUACAAGCUGCACGCGGAGCCCAGCCAGAUGCCCAUGAUGGGGCCCGAGACUUUUAACUACCGGCGGGGGCUCUUCGCCAGCAGGCCGGUCUGGGUCACCCGCUACCGCGACCACGAGCUCUGGGCCGCGGGCGAGUUCACCAACCAGAGCAGGGAGGACACCGGCCUCGGCGAGUGGGCCUCGCGCGAUGAGAACACCGAGGACGAAGAUGUUGUUCUCUGGCAUUCGUUUGGUCUCACGCACGUCACGCGACCUGAAGAUUUCCCUGUCAUGCCGAACGAGAAGCUCUCGUGCACGCUCAAGCCAACAAGCUUCUUUGACCUGAACCCGUCCAACGACGUGCCGCGCUCCGAUCAGAGGCGCAACAAGUCCCAGCUACACCAGCAGGCCGCGAGCUCUCCUGCCUCGUGCCACGACCCCAAGCCAUCCCUAUAG